Messenger RNA from Musa acuminata subsp. malaccensis (wild Malaysian banana), 3264 nucleotides. Its product is annotated as receptor-like protein EIX2. NCBI's taxonomy places the organism in Eukaryota, Viridiplantae, Streptophyta, Magnoliopsida, Zingiberales, Musaceae. The record is from RefSeq and is a predicted model, not a curated record. Gene Ontology annotation, molecular function: protein binding.
ACGGAAUGGACAAGAGAAGCACGUACACUGUCUCGCUGCACUGCUCUUGCCUGCUGAGCGUUCUGUUCUUGACGCUUGCGACGGAAACGAGGAUGACGAAGGGGUGCAUGGACGCGGAGAGGGACGCCCUCCUCGCCUUCAAAGCCGGCAUCGACGACCCAUCCCACCGCCUGUCGUCGUGGCGACGCCGAGUGGACUGCUGCAGAUGGAGCGGCGUGGUGUGCGACGACAGCACGGGCCACGUCGUGCAGCUCAAUCUCCAAAAUGCGGGGAACAUGACUUUCGAGUCGGUCGAGGCGGCUCUGCGUGGUGAGAUAAGUCCAUCCUUGAUCUCUUUAACGCAUUUGGAUCGCUUGGAUCUCAAUCACAAUGACUUCGAGGGUUCCCGGAUCCCAGCAUUCCUGGGCUCUUUUCCGAAACUGAGAUACCUCGAUCUCUCUUGGUCCAACUUCAGCGGAGCCAUUCCGCCCCAGCUGGGCAACCUGUCGAGCCUCCGCUAUCUGGAUCUGCGUUCAUACGACUUAACCACCGACGGCCUAGACUGGCUCUCGCGUCUCUCUUCCCUGAGAUACCUCGACAUGAGCGGCGUGAACCUCAGCACCGCCUCCCACAACUGGAUACAUGCAGUGAACCGGCUGCCUUCCCUCCAACAACUCUAUUUGUCAUCCGGUUGUGGCCUCACCACCCUCCCCACCUCUCUUUCCCAUGUCAACCUCACGGCCCUCGCCGAUCUGGAGCUCCGUGAUAACUCGUUCAACUCCACCUUCCCCAACUGGCUUUUUGAACUCCCCCGCCUCUCCAAUCUCGCGAUCAGCAACUCUGAAUUGCAUGGCACCAUACCGACUGGGUUUGGAAACUUGACUCGUCUCACACGGCUCGACCUUACCGGCAACUCGCUUGCCGGUUCCAUACCCGCCGAUAUAUGGAGUUUGACCAGUCUGACCCUCCUCGACCUCAGCCAUAAUUUGUUUACGAGUCGUCUUCUACCACAGAUCGGGAACAUGACUCGUUUGUCACAGCUAACCCUCGUUCACUGUUCGCUUAUUGGCUCCAUCCCUACCGAGAUCGGGUACCUGACUAGUCUCACGGAUCUAAGCCUCAGUGGUAAUUCACUGACGGGUCAAAUACCCAUCGAGAUCGGGAAUCUGUCUAAUCUAACCAAUCUCGACCUGAGUCAUAAUCUGCUCUCCGGACUUAUACCACCAGAGAUUAGCAAGCUUUCCAACCUAAUCACCCUCGAUCUCUCCAGUAGCUAUUUGGAGGGAACUGUGUCCGAACGCCAUUUCGCUAACAUCACAAAACUAAUCGUCCUGUGCCUGUACGACAACCCCUUGGCCAUGCAAUUCCACCACAACUGGGUCCCGCCGUUUCAACUCCAGACCGUUAAAUUGGACGCCAUUAAAUUGGGCCCUACGUUUCCCACGUGGCUUCGUUCCCAGAAAUCCAUCAUGGAUUUGGAUAUGUCCAACACGAGUAUCCAAGACGCGGUGCCCCUUUGGUUCUGGAAGAAUUCUUCUUCUUCCAGCAUCAUGGAUAUCAACCUCUCCCACAAUCAAAUCAGUGGCACUCUGCCAGCGUCCUUGGAGAGCAUGUCCUGCUUGAUGUUCUUAAAUUUGAGCUCCAAUACGCUUCGAGGUCACAUUCCUGCUUUGCCAUCGAACCUACAAGCACUAGACCUAUCGAACAAUUCUUUGUCCGGUUCGCUUCCAUGGACCCUGUCACCGUUCUUGGCAUACUUAUUCCUCUCCCGCAAUUAUUUUCGGGGAAGCAUACCAUCCGACAUCUGCGACUUGCAGCAACUCUAUGCUCUCGAUCUAUCGAACAACCAGAUAUCCGGAGAAAUCCCUCAGUGUUGGCAGGAGGCAACGAAACUAUUCUUCGUUAAUCUGUCGAAUAAUAGGCUGUGGGGGAAAAUUCCUGACUCCAUCGGAAACUUGAGCAACCUUGAGUUCUUGCACUUAAACAACAACAGUCUCUCCGGACGUAUUCCGCCGUCGUUGCGAUAUUGCAAUCGGUUAGCUAUUAUUGAUCUCGGCGACAACAAAUUUUCCGGGAACAUACCGACAUGGAUCGGACAGAGCUUGCAAAAUCUGGAGGUGCUUCGACUGCGCUCGAAUAUGUUAUCAGGCAAUAUUCCUAUGCAACUCGGGCAGCUGAGAGAUCUUCAGAUCAUCGACCUCUCCAAUAACAGACUGUCGGGGUCAGUGCCGCACUCGUUUGGCAAUUUCAGUGCGAUGAUCUCUAUCUCCAAGUCGAUGUCCUCUACGAUAUCAAACAAUGUAGAGUUUGUGCUAUCCUCUUUUGUGGCCAGCGAAAGCAUAUCUCUGGUCACGAAGGGAGAUGAGUUCAGUUUCUCGACCAUUCUCAAUCUCGUGAAAAGCAUCGACCUUUCAGAUAACGAGCUAUCCGGAGUGAUUCCUACGGAAAUUGGUUCUCUUUUUGCACUGCAAACCUUAAAUUUAUCCAGAAAUAGUUUUGGCGGCACGAUUCCUGCAGCGGUUGGUCGGAUGAAGUCAUUGGAAACAUUGGAUCUGUCGUUCAAUGAGUUAUCUGGCGUCAUUCCCGAAAGCUUUUCAGCGCUAGAUUCUCUGAGCCACUUGAAUUUGUCGUACAACAACCUAUCAGGAGUCAUUCCAUCAGGGAAUCAACUUCGGACGCUCGAUGAUGCAUCCAUUUACAUCGGCAAUGCGUAUCUCUGUGGACCUCCGGUCACCGAGAGUUGCGUCAACGAGACUAAUGUCGAUUUCGAAGAAGAAGAAAACAAAACAGAAUCUGAUGUGCUAUCAUUUACUUUCAGCAUUGCACUCGGAUAUUUGGUCGGAUUAUGGAGCGUAUUUAUCAUUAUUCUUUUCAAGAAAGAUUGGAGGAUCUUCUACUUCCGAGUGAUGGAUAACUUGUGCGACAAGAUUUACGUAGCAUUCAAGAUACGGAUCGCUAGGUUGGCGAUGGAUUAAAGGUCAAUGCAUUCGAAUAUCCCUACUUCACAUUUUAAAGGAAUGGUUUGUCGAUUAGAUGGUUGUGUGAUGAUUUCGAAAACUCACGGAGUCACCCAGGGAGUCAAAGGUAGCUCAGUGCAUCCCAUCCGUCCAUUUGGGUGUUAGCCAGGAUGAUCUCUCGGGAACAAAAGCAUAUGGGAAUCAACUUGGGAUCCAUCCAUUUGCGUUGUAAAUCUAUAUCUUUAUUGGUGAUUAGGUAAUAAGAGUUGCAUAAUCAAGUUAAAUUUAAAUAAGUACGAAAUCAUUAAUUUUGAAGGGAAUACAAAAA